This is a messenger RNA of Erpetoichthys calabaricus (reedfish), 1921 nucleotides long. RefSeq names its product ubiquitin-conjugating enzyme E2G 1b (UBC7 homolog, yeast) (gene ube2g1b). The record is from RefSeq and is a predicted model, not a curated record. Bases 212 to 721 code for a protein of 169 amino acids. NCBI's taxonomy places the organism in Eukaryota, Metazoa, Chordata, Cladistia, Polypteriformes, Polypteridae. Gene Ontology annotation, molecular function: ubiquitin conjugating enzyme activity. The transcript is spliced from 6 exons. Gene Ontology annotation, biological process: protein polyubiquitination; proteasome-mediated ubiquitin-dependent protein catabolic process.
CGCCGGGCUGGCAAGCGAGCGAGUGGAGAAGGAGGCGGAGGAGGCGGGACGAGCGGCUCUAGUCGUGUUCCUCUCUGCUCAUGUGUAGCGGCCACUUAUCGGCGAGACGCCGUGACGGUCCGACUGCUGCCGAGCGCUUUUCUGCGUCUGCCUUGUUGUCUCCAGUUGGUUUCUCGUGCCUUCAUACAGAGUCCCUCUCCCCACACACGCCAUGACCGAGCAGUCGGCGCUUCUCCUGAGGAAACAGCUGGCAGAGCUUAACAAGAACCCGGUGGAAGGGUUUUCAGCUGGCCUUAUUGAUGACGAAGACAUUUACAAGUGGGAGGUUGUCAUUAUUGGCCCCCAGGACACCUUAUAUGAAGGAGGAUUUUUCAAAGCAUAUUUAACGUUUCCUUAUGAUUACCCUUUGAGGCCUCCUAAAAUGAAAUUCAUCACAGAAAUCUGGCACCCUAAUGUGGCCAAGAAUGGUGAUGUGUGCAUUUCCAUCCUGCAUGAGCCUGGUGAAGAUAAAUUUGGUUAUGAGAAACCUGAAGAACGUUGGCUUCCCAUUCAUACAGUGGAGACUAUCAUGAUCAGUGUCAUCUCCAUGCUGGCUGAUCCCAACAGUGACUCACCUGCUAACGUGGAUGCUGCUAAAGAAUGGCGAGAGGAUCCCAAUGGUGAAUUCAAGAGGAAGGUGGCCAGAUGUGUCAGAAAAAGUCAAGAAAUGGCAUUUGAUUAGCUUGCAUGUGCAGAUUUACGGGAUUACUACGAAAGGACUCCGAUUUUAAAAUACUUUGCUCUUCCAUAAAGGCUGGGUUAUGUAUUUUAUUCCCCUAAUCCCUCACCUUGCAACCCUGUUUUCGCUGUUGGAAAAAACAAUCUAGCCACAUUGGUUCAUCUGAAAGGUUUGUUUUUAUAUGUAAAAACAUUGGUGUAUUUAAAAGGAAAAAAAAAAGCAAAAAAAAAACCGCGUUGAGUAGCUUUUCCAGUACGGAAUUGUACAUUUAUUUAUUUUGAAGAUUAUAAACAAUGUAAAAUAUGUCACUACUGUAAAUUACUUGCUUUUAUAUCUGCUGCUGAUUAUUUCUACCUUCUGUCAGGUUUAUUAUGCAAUUUGGGUUUUCUCUAUUCAUGUUGUAAAAAUGAGAACUUUUCUUAUCACCCCUAGAAACACUGUGUGUGUGUGUGUGUGUGUGGAUGUAUGUAUGUAUGCGCAGUUUUUGCACAACUCACAACGAUGAAGGGUCCUUUUGGCUUUUGAGCUUCUUGCCAGUGUUAUGGUUUGCUGCCUCGUUUGCACAGCCUCGAGGUUUGUCAAUUUCAAGAGGGGUCGUUUGGGAUUUGAAAUAAAGGAGAAAUGGUGUUUGCCUUCCAGGUUUCAUAUGUGAUAAUGUAAACUCUCUUAAGCCGUAUGGAUGUGUGUUCUAUUUUGCCAUGCUGAAGAGUCCACACCAGAUUUCUUCUUGUGUCGCAGAGUUGAAAUUAAAGCAAUGUAAUCUGCUGAAGUCUCAAUGGAUGUGCUUUUGUACUUGGAGGGGAGGAGUUUUAAGUCUCCCAGAUGUUGGAGAACCAGAUGCACGAGAGCAUGCAUGGACCACCAAGUCUGCCAGCCACCAGUUUGUUUGGGGAAGUUGUUUCAGAGUGUGGUGAUUUUGUUGUAUUUUUUUCUGUGGCACCCCGAUGUUUGUUCCAGAUCGACAAACACAAACUUAUUUCAUGGACCUCAAGAGUUUGCAACCAACCAAACAAAGAAAGAAAGCAGUGGAUUUUUGUUUUAAUUUGCUUUUAAGCUCUGAUUAUUGCCAGAGUUAAAGAAAAUAUGAGUUUGCCUGUUGGUUAAAUAAAGCUUUGUACCUGUUUUACACUUUAAGCAUUUUUUGGAAAGUUGUAUUUGAAUUCAAUAAACUUUUAUCAUUGCUCUGGUAUUUUUCUACCUCCA